AUGGAAACUAAAAGUUUAACAAACUCAACUAAAGCAACCACGAAAAAAUCUCAACAAAAGAAAUUAAGAGUUGAUAUACCUAACCAAUUAGAUAUUAAUAAUGUAUACAAUCCAAAAUAUGAUGUUAUCCAAUUAAUGUCUACCAGAC
This is a messenger RNA of Diversispora eburnea, 148 nucleotides long. The record is from the annotation of a GenBank genome assembly. NCBI's taxonomy places the organism in Eukaryota, Fungi, Glomeromycota, Glomeromycetes, Diversisporales, Diversisporaceae.